This is a messenger RNA of Labeo rohita (rohu), 6125 nucleotides long. Its product is annotated as neuropeptide FF receptor 2. The transcript is spliced from 5 exons. The record is from RefSeq and is a predicted model, not a curated record. The coding region runs from base 209 to 1597 and encodes 462 amino acids. Gene Ontology annotation, cellular component: membrane. Gene Ontology annotation, molecular function: neuropeptide receptor activity; peptide binding. Gene Ontology annotation, biological process: G protein-coupled receptor signaling pathway. NCBI's taxonomy places the organism in Eukaryota, Metazoa, Chordata, Actinopteri, Cypriniformes, Cyprinidae.
CAGGUCUUAAUAUUAGGAGCAGCGCGUUCAGAAAGAGCAGUUUACUAACCAGCGCGCAGCGGGUAAACAGCGCAAGUUUACUCAGAAGAAAAAAACAUCUGUCUACAUCUGUUUUCGGAUCUUUUUUCGCUUUGAGCUAAUUUCGCCUUAAAGAAAACCAAUUUUUCUUCUGAAUCAAGAGUGGAAAGGUUUAUCUCAUAGAAGAAAGAUGGCGUUGAAACUAUUGGACCCGAACUCCACUGUAUCUUCUCUAUUCUUCUCACCUGUGGAGAAUAGCUACAACAUUUCAGUGAACUAUACCUCCACUCAUCCAUAUCCUUUCCAAGAUGUCACCUAUGUGGACUUCUAUCUGCAUGAGCCCUUGGUAUCCGCUAUCUUCAUUGUAUCCUACCUCCUCAUCUUUAUUGUGUGCAUGGUGGGAAAUGGAGUGGUGUGCUUCAUUGUGCUAAGGAGCAAGAACAUGCGUACAGUCACCAAUCUCUUCAUUCUCAACCUGGCCAUCAGCGACCUGUUGGUUGGCAUCUUCUGCAUGCCUACAACACUGGUGGACAACAUCAUCACAGGCUGGCCUUUUGGCAGUUUGGUGUGUAAGUUGAGCGGGAUGGUGCAGGGAAUAUCGGUAUCUGCAUCUGUCUUCACACUAGUGGCCAUUGCUGUGGACAGAUUCCGCUGCAUUGUCUAUCCCUUCAAACAGAAGCUCACUAUCUCCACCUCCACCAUUAUCAUCGUCAUCAUCUGGGUUCUGGCCAUCUCCAUCAUGUGUCCGUCUGGUGUCAUGCUACAGGUCACCAAAGAGCACAGAGUCUCCAUCUUGCUAAGCGACGGCAACACCACGCAACCCUUCUACUGGUGCCGUGAAAACUGGCCAAACCUAGAGAUGCGCAAGAUUUACACCACAGUGCUCUUCGCUAACAUUUAUUUGGCACCUCUGACCCUAAUUGUCAUCAUGUAUGCCCGGAUUGGAAUCACACUCUUCAAAACGUCAAUGCCUGUCCCUGUGAGCCAAGUUGGGACGUCAGGCUCCGGAACUAGUGUUGGGAAAAACAUCAGAUAUGAAAGUCGUCAGCUGGUGUCCCGAAAAAAGAAGCGGGUCAUUAAAAUGUUGCUAGUGGUGGCCUUGCUCUUCACCCUGUCAUGGUUGCCAUUAUGGGCACUCAUGAUGCUGAGCGAUUACGCAAGCCUGAGUGAGCGUCAGCAUCGCAUUAUUAAUAUCUAUUUUUAUCCUCUGGCCCACUGGCUGGCGUUCUGCAACAGCAGCGUCAAUCCCAUAGUCUAUGGGUUUUUCAAUGAGAACUUUCGCAAGGGUUUCAAGGCAGCCUUUAAGCUUCAGCUGUGCUCAGCCCAUUCUGGAAAGAGGAGGAGCUACUCCCACCGUCUGCAGGGGAACGCUGUGUUACCUGCCAACUUGCCCCUGACCAAGGAGUCUGGAGCACUGGAGGCUGGGGGUCCGAGACCAGGACAGGGGCUCAUCCAAGAGCUGGUGUCUGUGGGCAGUGGGAAGGGUUCAGGUGAAAAAAGCCAGUCUUCAGGCAAGGACAACGUGAAAGAACAGGAUCUGAUCAUGGAAGAUCUGGAGAAGGUAAUGUACGAUCUAUAAGUGCUUAAUGAUUUCAUGGAGCCGGUCAAAGAUGCUGUGCGCUCAGAUGAUCUGAUGCUCAUGAAAGGCUGAUUUUUUUCCCUUUUCUUUGACUGUUUUACUGCUGGGAGGACACCAUGAGUUCAUCUUUCAUCUCUUUUCAUCUCUUUCAUCUUCUAGGCAAGGAUGUGCUCUGUCUUUCUUUUUAUGAAAUUUCAAAUUUUAUGACAAUGAUUGUGGCAGACAGGCAGACUGAGCUGGAGGGGUUAAAAAUCAGACACUGUGUGCGACAAACACAAGGAAGGCCAUUUUGUGGGCUUGGCUUUGACCUAAUAAGAUGAGAAAUGAAAUGACAUCUCACUGGCUGCCAAAUUAUGCCCAGUGUCAUUCUUGGAUGUAUAAGCUGAUUGCAUUCACCCUGUUUAACCUGAGGAAAACACCCUGAGGUUUGUAGAAAACUACACUGAAUGUCAAGGUCACAACUUAUGUGGAUAUUUCAAUGGGAGAGGCCAUGAGUCGAAGCCACAUCUCAAACUAUCUGAAGUGCCUGAACGGGAAGUUUCAGAGUGUUUUCUAUUGCAUCUCCUCUUUAUCUGGAUGGUUAAAUGGCUGCAUUUUGUUAAAAUGGCCUGUUCAGUUUCUGCUCUCUGAGUUGUAUGAUGACUACCAUUUUUUGCUCAACAGAUUCUCUCACUAACCAACACUGAAAGUACUAAUGUCAGCUGCAAAACUCGCUGGCUGGCGUGUUUACAGGGUGAAUGUAGUAGGUCUUCGUCUGUGACUAUUUAAAUAAGGAGGAUCAUGACUAUGAAUCUAUAUUAGCUUAAAAUAGCUCAUCGUAACAGGGUGGGCAUUUUGCCAGUGAUUUUCAGAAAACACUCAACAGUUUGUGCCCUGACAUGGGGGACAGUGCCUGAGGACCUUUUCAGACUCUUGAAUUCAUUGCAAAUGAGCUGCUGAACCAGAAGAGCUGUGCCUUAAAAAGAGGGCAUUAGCGGUCAGAAACAUUGAGAACUUGAACAUCUCAUACAUGGAAAGAGUCAAGAAACAAAUCCUCGAGGGAAAUGGCAAGUGUCCAGACUGUCACUGGUUUUUGCAUUUGACAUUUAUGCGUAUCUCACCAUUUCUCUUUUGGCUCUACUAUGAACGAGAAUCUGGCGAUUUGUAUGUGUAGAAAAAGAAAAACCUCACUUUAAAAUGUUAUUUUGUUGUCUGGGUUUCUAAUGUGAACCUGGUGAGUGUUCAAAAGUGGUAUACUUGAGGCACACAAUGUAUUGCUGCUACAAUGUCUUCUGUGAACUUUUUUUUAAUUCAUGAUGUGAAACACUUUUCAGUUUGGUGAUGCAUCCUCUUGGCUGCAGUUCUGUGCUUUGCAAUGAUGUGUAUAAAAUGACUAAUCAAGCGAACAAUCUGUUCAGAAAACAGUCAUUAAUGCAAGUUGGGCUGGAAAUUUGAUUUGACUAAAAAUGUUGUGCAUUUUGUAUUUUCUCUGAGAGCAAGGGCAUACAUAAUGAAAGUUAUGGUAAAUUACAGCUACACCUGCAACCUGUUAGAUAUUACACAGCAUCAAAUGCUUAAAUUACAUAAGGAAUAAUUGUUAUAAUUUCACCACAGCUUGUUGCAUAUUGUGUGCAAGACAGAGAGGAAAUUGUAAAGAGACCUUUUUGAGAUGUGUUACUGGUUAAUGGUCAUCUUGAACAACUUUGAUUUUUUUGUGAAAGUAAAAAGCAGUGUGGGAUGUCCCACUCGUCAUGUCAGUAUGUCGUGACAGUACAAUCAUGUCUUUAAAGUGACAUUUCUGACAGUGUAUUUGUUGGAUGUUGGCACUGUUAAUGUCAUCAUCAACAAGACAGAUGCUAUAUGAUAACGUAGCCUAUGAAGAACAUUACUUUGACAUACUGCACAAGACACAAAAUAUCUUUUUUUGUUGUUAAAUGUCUCCAGCACUGGUGUAACUACCGUCGGUGCAGUCACACAACAGUCUAUGCUGACAUUAAAGAGAUAGUUCACCCAAUAAUGAAAAUUCUGUCAUUAAUUACUCACCCUCAUGGCGUUCCAAACCCAUAAGAUCUUUGUUUAUCUUAAGAACACAAAUAAGAUAAAAUUUGAGUGCUUUCUGACCCUGCAUAGACAGAAGUGGUACUACCACAAUCAAGGCCCAGAAAGACAGAAAAGAUAUCAUAUCAUAUAGUCCAUGUGACAUCGGUGGUUCAACCUUAAUUUUAUUAAGCUAUGAGAAGACUUUUUGUGGGCAAAGAAAAGAAAAAUAACAACUUUAUUCAAUCAUUUCUUCUCUUCCGUGUCAGUCACGAGAGUACCAUGAUGCCAUGGUCAUAUUACUUUCUUGCUUACUACAUCUUUACGUACUUAAGUAACCAUGUUAAUGUGACAAAUUAUGUUUUUUCCUACUGUCAUUUUAUUGUUCAUCCUGUUAAACACCUCUUUAAAUUCCAAAGCUGCUACAGUAAAUGAUAAAAAUUAUACAGUAUAUACAUACAGAGUUCUGGCAUGAAACUCUAGAUGGCACCUAAUGACGUCAUUAUCACAUGGCACAGCUGAUUGGUUCUCUCCUGUAUCAAUAGCCAAUGAGAUCACUGCUCAACAUUCAAAUAUAUGACUAGUGCUAGCUGUAGCAGUUUUGCAGCAUGCUUCAGAAACCCUCCACCUUCCCCAGCUCCACCUGUAUAGCUCUGCUAUGAGGUGAUUCAUGUAUGCUAUGGGGGUUAUUCAUAUAUUUUAUAUGUGCAACAGCAAUAUUUGUAUAUUAUCAUGCCAAUCUGCCUAAAUAAAAUAUGCCUAAAAUCUUACUCAUAAACGGAAGUAAUUAUUUUAAACUAGUUCUGAAGUAAAUGUCACCUUUAUAAUGGGUUAACAGUAUAAUGCAUCCUAAAAUUAUUUUGUGUGACAAGGGAUAGUUCACCCAAAUGAAAAAUUCUUUCUUCAUUUCAUCAAAACUGUUUUGAAGAAUGUUGGUAACCAACCAUUUUGGUUGCCACUGACUCCCACAGAUCAUAUUUCCUUUGAAAUUUCUAAAAAUAUCCUUUAUGUUCUUUUAUGUUUUAUGUUCUCUUAUCUUCUUUUGUGUUUUACAGUAGAAUGACAGUCAUGCAAGUUUGUACUGACAUGAGGGUGAGUAAAUGAUUUGAAAAAAAAAAAUGUGUGCACUGUCCCUUUAUAGAUAGUAUCACUGUGUAAAAAUAGUCAACGAUGACACUGAAAGUUUCAUAGUUCAGGUAAAAAGAUGCCUUGUGAGAACCAACUUGAUUAAGAUUGUAAAUACAAAAUCAGAGUAUUAUAUUUUCAUGUAUAUAUGUUAAUUCCUAUAAGCUGUGGGGGUUGCACCAUCCCUGGAGCCUGUAUGAUUCUAGUUGCAUCACUGGUCAUCAGUUUUAAUACUAGAGCUCUGAAACACCCUACUGUAUUCAAAUGUCAGUAAUAUGCUUGUUAUGUUAAUCUUCUCUGUGUUCUCUUGCUUGUGUUGUGGCAAGCCAUGAAGACAUUUUAUGUAAACUCAAGUAUGUACUGACAAUGUGAAUAUGCAUGUUUGUGUUUGUUUGGGAAAAAGGGCUUGUACGUGCUGUCUGAAUUCCAGCUGCAGCACAGCAUCUUCAAGAGCAUAAAUCUGCACACGUAUCUUGAUAGUAUUUAGCAAGCCAUGGCCUCUGAUCUGAAACAACUUCUUUAUUAAAUUUGAAAAGUUCCUGUUUCAGCUCUUUGAAGCUUAUUUUCACAUAUCAAGUGGUAAUGACAGCCUUGUGGUUACGGUCAGCAUGAAACAGAAGUUGCAAUCGUCUUAUCUUCCCUUUUGGGAUAUAUUAGUGUGAAACACACUUCUUAAUAUACGAACACCAGGCUACUCUGUCCAUGUAAAUGCCGCAUGCUAAUUUAAAUGAAACGAGUCUGCUACUAAUAAGUAAACAGGGGAAAUAAUGAGUAUUUUGCAGAUAUUUGCGUCAUUUAACAUCCUGGUACCCUCAAUAAUUUGUUCUAAAAGUACUGUGUGUUUUGUUCUGAUCUGUUUGUAGAUUAUUUAAGGCUGAGGUCCAGUGGUAUACUUGUUUCAAGAGAAUUCGGUGAAUGUGAGCAUAAAUGAAACCGGGCCAGUAAAGAGUGAAAAUAUGUUAGAUAGUGGUAUUAAAUUGUACAUUUUGUGCCGUAUGGUAGUAAUCGCUGUGUUUGAACACAUUGGAAUGGUGUUUGUAUUUACAUGGAAUGUAAAAUCUAUGAAACCGCACUAUGUCAUAUUUGAAAAUUUUCUUGGCAUACUUAUUUUUGUAAUUGUUUAACAAAUGUGACCCUUGUGUGACAGUUUGUGUGUACAAACCUCUUAUCAGAGUCUACAAUUCACUGAACACUCCUUAUUUACAUAUUUAUACAAGCACUAAAACAGCAAAAUAAGGGACUUUUUCUUCACCUUUUAAGAUUUGUAUAGCUUUGUGUGUCAUUACAAGAAAACGACUGCUCAUCUUUGUUGUUGUUUAAAUAUAUGACUAAAUAUAUUGAGUUUUUGCCUUAGUAGUCUCUAUAUUAAGUAAAACAAAUAAAUAAA